AUGGCCGCCGGCGGCAGCGAGCGAUCGCUGGAGGAGACCCCGACGUGGGCCGUCGCCGUAGUGUGCUUUUCGCUGGUGGUGAUCUCCAUCUUAAUCGAGCACGUUAUCAAUCUCAUCGGGAAGGCAAGUUGAAGAGAGAAGCAUAAGUCACAACAGGCUCCUAGCAGAGUUCCUAUCCUCGUCGGAGUACGAAGUGGAGACUUGCCUAAUAGCUAUGUUCUUUGUUUGAUUACUACUGUGCAGUGGCUCACCAGGCGCCACAAGAAGGCUCUUCAUGAGGCGUUGGAGAAGGUGAAAUCCGGUUAGUAGUCGGGGCGUCGAUGCUCUCUGUCUCUCUCCCCUUCCAUCUGUCCCUCCCGUUCUCUCACACAGAUACUAACUGCGAACGGAUUUCUUCUUUCGGUUACCUCCACUCUCGCUCUCCCUCUCUCUCGCUCGUUCGCUCAAGCCGUCCGCUCUCUAUUUCUAUCUCAAUUUUAUCUCUCUGUAUCGCUCAGGCCAUUCACCUCUCUACUCCAAUCUGAAUUUCAUCUCUCUCUCGCUCUCUCUCUCUCUCUCUCUCUCUCUCUCUCUCUCUCGCUUAGCCCAUACAUAUAUCUACAUCAAUCUGAAUUUCAUCACUCCCUCCCUCCCUCCCUUCUCCCUCUCUCCCCUUCUCUCUCACUCGCAGAUACUCCUUCACCAUCCUAGAAUACCGCAUUUCAAUUCUCCGAUCGUCCUCUCUCCUCGCUCUCACCGUCUUUCCAUCCACCUCAAGGUCACUCUCCAUCUGGCCCUCACUCUCUCUCUCUCUCUCUGACUCACUCACUCCAUCUCUAUGGCACGCUGCAGAACUCAUGCUUCUUGGGUUCAUAUCGCUGCUGCUGACGGUACUCCAGGGACCCAUCUCCGAGAUAUGCGUUCCCAAGAGAAUCGGGGAUACGUGGCACCCUUGCUCAAGGUCCAGAGAAGCUGCCGCCAACUACAACAAAACGGCCGGCGAGUCGUCGUCGUCCGACGGCGACGGCUCCGUCGGCCGGAAGCUCCUCGAGGACCCGCCACUCACCGAAGGACUCCGGCGGGUCCUCGCUGGCAAAGGAGUUGACAAUUGUGCGCUCAAGGUUAGCCCGCCGCCCCUCCACUCAAGUGGACCUGCCUCUUUUAGAUUUUAUCCUACUCGUCUCGCUUAAUCUUCGCCAUUACCAAUUGUAAUUACCCCGAUAACUCCCCAUUAUCAUAUUGACUAAUCACUAUAUUUAGCGACAUGUCCUGAGAACAUAUGGUAUAUUUACCCAGCUAUAUAAUAUUCCCGAAUCAGCUAUAUAAUCGUGAUGCAGAUGAUGUUCCCGACUAAGCUAUAUAAUUUCAGAUUUAGCCCCCCUGCACCCACCCCCAGCUACCCAUGACCGUAGUAUACGUCAUAUGGGUUGACGCGAAAAAUCUUAGAAUAAUCAGGGCACGAUGAAAAUUUCGACAUACUUUUGUCCUGUUUCUCGUGAUUACUAAGAUGCUGAAUCGGUCUGUUUGGGGAGGGUGGCGGGGGCGGAGGGGGGCUGUUAUGUAAAUAAUGGGAUGACCAAGGAUGUAGCCAAAAUUUUCCUCAUGUGGGUCAAAGCCUAGUCUCCUCGCGUUCUCGGGACCACAGAGACUAGGACGAGGUCAACCCUCGAGGGCCUCUCUGCUCUUUGUUAAGCUGUCGCCUUUCAAUAUUAUGAAGCUGACCCAGGUGCAAUCGUUACCGUAGGGCAAGGUUCCACUGGUGUCAAACUACGGUAUCCACCAGCUCCACAUCUUCAUCUUCGUCUUGGCCGUCUUCCAUAUUCUUUACUGCAUCGCCACCCUGGGUCUUGGGCGACUGAAGGUAACGCAGGUGCCUCUUCUCUGGUCCUCCGUUGACCUGCCGCUGUCGGAUUCACUGUUUGUAAUCUCUGAUGGUGCAGAUGAGACGGUGGAAGUCAUGGGAGAAAGAAGCCCACACAAUCGAGUAUCAGUUCUCGCACGGUAAGUUUCCCUGUGUGUGUGUGUGUGUGUAGGAGAGAGAGUUUUUAUGUUGUCGCAGUAUCAGUUACAAUGGAACAUAUGGGCUUGGCAGAUCCUGAGAGGUACAGGUUCGCAAGAGAGACCUCCUUUGGGCGUAGGCACUUAAGCUUCUGGAGCAGGUCACCAAUCCUCAUCUGGAUUGUAAGGCUCUCUCUCUCUCUCUCUCUCUCUCUCUCUCUCUCUCUCUCUCUCUCUCUCUCUCUCUCUCUCUCUCUCUCUCUCUCUCUCUCUCUCUCUCUCUCUCUCUCUCUCUCGCUCUCUCGCUCUCUCUCUCUCUCUCUCUCUCGCUCUCUCUCUCUCUCUCUCUCUCUCUCUCUCUCUCUCUCUCUCUCUCUCUCUCGCUCUCUCUCUCUCUCGCUCUCUCUCUCUCUCGCUCUCUCGCUCUCUCUCUCUCUCGCUCUCUCUCUCUCUCUCUCUCUCUCUCUCUCUCUCUCUCUCUCUCUCUCUCUCUCUCUCUCUCUCGCUCUCUCUCUCUCUCUCUCUCUCUCGCUCUCUCGCUCUCUCUCUCUCUCGCUCUCUCGCUCUCUCUCUCUCUCGCUCUCUCUCUCUCUCUCUCUCUCUCUCGCUCGCUCUCUCGCUCUCUCUCUCUCUCUCUCUCUGUCUCUCGCUCUCUCGCUCUCUCUCUCUCGCUCUCUCUCUCUCUCGCUCUCUCUCUCUCUCUCUCUCUCUCUCUCUCUCUCUCUCUCUCUCUCUCUCUCUCUCUCUCUCUCUCUCUCUCUCUCUCUCUCCCUCCCUCCCUCCCUCCUCUCUCUCUCUCUCCCCCUCCUCCCUCCCUCCCUCUCCCUCCCUCUCUCUCUCUCUCUCUCUCUCUCUCUCUCUCUCUCUCUCUCUCUCUCUCUCUCUCUCUCCCUCCUCUCUCUCUCUCUCUCUCUCUCUCUCUCUCUCUCUCCCCCUCUCUCUCUCGAUAGAUGAUGAUGAUUCCGCAUGGAGAAGUGACAAUGCCUCUUAAAUUGUGCAAAUUGUGAUUAAAAUGAUCAGACUUCUCAGGGUUGCUCUUAUAUAUCUUUAAUCUCCCAUAAACCAUAACUCUUAUAAAUUUUCUCUACUUCAGGGUUGCUUUUUUAGGCAAUUCUUCAGGUCCGUGCCGAAAGUUGACUACAUGACACUCAGGCAUGGGUUCAUCAUGGUGAGUCACGAGAUCGGUGAGUCGUUGGAUUCUUCGGCUGGAACAGGUUACUUACCUUGUAUUUCAGGCACACCUGGCCCCCACGAACACCACCAAGUUUAACUUCCAGACUUAUAUCAAGAGGUGUCUCGAGGAGGACUUCAAGGUCGUCGUUGGAAUAAGGUAUAAACACUCAGCCCACAAAUUUAUGGAUAUUAUAAUUAUACUCCCUCUCCUCCCGUUAAUUUCCCCAUGCCCUCCUUGAAAAGUCAGCGAUUGGUCCUUAAAUAGUUUGCUUCCAAUGCGUGAAAUUGUGGAUAUAACCCUCCAUCUUCUUUUAAAUAAUAAUGUGCGAAGGGUAUAUGUCAAAGUUAGGACAUGUUGAGGUACAUGGAUGAGAAACGCUUAAUUACCUCUCCGUUUGACUUUCAGCCCGCUGAUCUGGUUCUGCGCCGUUCUCUUCCUCCUGUUCAACACGCACGGUGAGCAUACGUUCGACCGAGUCAACUCCCGCCAGUCAACCCCUCGUUCUCCUGAAUAAUUGAUAUAAAUAUUUCUCGGUCGUGUGCAGGAUGGUACUCCUACCUGUGGCUUCCCUUCAUCCCUCUCAUCGUAAGUGUUCUGCUACACCGAGAAAGAGAUAGAUAGAUAGAUAGAUAGAUAGAUAGAUAGAUAGAUAGAUAGAUAGAUAGAUAGAUAGAUAGAGAGAGAGAGAGAGAGAGAGAAAGAGAGAGAGAGAGUUGUCGGUAACAGGAAUAAUGUGUUGGUGUAGGUUAUCCUGCUAAUAGGGGCGAAGCUCCAAGUGAUCAUCACGAGCAUGGCCAACCAGAUCAUGGACCGGGGAGAUGUUGUCAAGGGUGUUCCGCAGGUGCACGUCACUGAUGACCAUUUCUGGUUCCGCCGCCCGAAGCUCAUACUCUUCCUCAUCCACUUCGUCCUCUUCCAGGUUCUCCCUUUGCUCUCUUUCCCUCCUCUCUCACUCACUCACUCAAUAUAUCGGUGGAGCUAAUUCUCCAGUAUUUUUGGCAGAAUGCAUUUCAGCUGGCGUUCUUCGUCUGGAGCUGGGUAAGCUGCCUAUGUUACAAGUCAGCGAAGCUGUGAUCUUACAACCGAGAAAGAGUUGAAAUCUCAUUCCGCGUUGUGCUCUGUGCAGUAUGAAUUUGGGCUGAACACCUGCUUCCACGAGCACACCGAAGACAUAGCCAUCAGGCUUUCCAUGGGGUGAGCUUACCAUCUUCUAAAAGAAUCCUAUAAUUAAACACGGUAGCAUAUUUUUCUCAUAAUCAACAGGUUUUAAUUUAGAGAUAUAAUCCUAAUCGUAACAUAAAAAUUAAUAUUGAUAAACAUUGUUUAAGUCACAUUAAAAAUUGAUGUGCAAUCUCGUGUGAUUAUAUAAAAAAAUUCUACCAUUUAUCAAUGAGAACAGUAUUAUAAUUUACUCCAUGCUUAUCUAAACAAUGUCGUUGAUUCUGACGACCGUUCGCCGCUUGGAUAUUUCAGCAUCCUCGUACAGGUUCUAUGUAGCUACGUAACACUUCCCCUCUACGCCCUGGUGACUCAGGUGGAUCAUCGAUCCCUCCUCCCUCCGUUCAAUGAGACUCCCUCGGAUUUUCCGGUCAAUAAACUGAUAUCAUCCGUUGCCUGUGGAUUCCUCAGAUGGGUUCGAACAUGAGGCCUGCCAUCUUCAACGAGAGGGUGGCGACGGCGCUGAAAAAGUGGUACCACACGGCGAGGAAGAACGUGAAGGAGAGCCAUCGCUCUGGGACGGCAACUCCCCCGUCGAGCCGGCCGGCGACGCCGGCGCACCGCCUCACGCCGUUGCACAUACUGCGCCACAGCCGAAGCGACGUCGGCAGCCAGCAGGCCUCGCCGAAGUUCUACACCUCAUCGCCGGCGAGGCGCUUAACAGCGGGGGAGGGCUCGUCGUCGCGCAAGUUCCAGAGCAGCGGAGAGGAAGCAGUCAUAGAAGAGGAGAGGGGAGCUCCUGCGGCGCCGGUUCCAGCGGGGGAGGAACAUGUGGUCGACGUAUCGAGCGAAUUCUCCUUCGACAGAAGAGAGCGGAAGGUGACUUCACUGAGGGAAGACGCUGGGGCUCUUCCGUGA
Spirodela intermedia is the source of this 5227-nucleotide messenger RNA. NCBI's taxonomy places the organism in Eukaryota, Viridiplantae, Streptophyta, Magnoliopsida, Alismatales, Araceae. The record is from the annotation of a GenBank genome assembly.